GAGGGAACUGGGGCUUAGUGGCCCGCCAUGUUUUUCACCAAGUGGGGUGUCUAGAAAAGGCCGGGGUGAAAAUAUCAUCUCUCGGGAUAUGCAGAGUCAACAUGGGAAGAAGAGAAUCUUUUUCCUUCAUUAAGGCCUGCCAUCCUCUCAACGACGACGCAUCUCCCACCGGGGUACCACAACCAAAGUUAUAUUGAUACCGAUGGAGCACCCAUAAUUCAACAUUUUAAGAACUUACACGGCUAUUUGUUUCGAUUACUAAAUAAUUGCUUAGCGAACGAAAAUAUUUUUUGUAGCAAUCGGGUAUCUUUCGAGUUUCCAAUUGGGUUGUCGGUAAAAAGGUGGUGGACACACUGGAGUCGAAUUAUUUUUAAAUAAGGACAAUAACAUAAAAUAUUAAUAGCGAAUAAUUGAUUUUAAAGAGGAGAGAUGUUCACCCCGGAAGAAGCGGAGUUGACAAGCGUGCAAGGGACCUGGUGGUUGCCCAAAGAUUUGGAAUGAGGAAUCCAGCACUUCGUCUCGUCGGGAUAGCGUCGUCGCCCGGUGGCGGCGGGGUGUUUGGUAAUCGGGCCGAGGAGGAGUUGCGCCUUUGGCUUGAAUCACGCUUGGAUGCAUUGGGCAUUGACCCAGUUGCUUACUCGCGUUUCGUUCUUAGCCUGUUGCGCCGCCCCGACUCGGCCCUGUCUCCAUCCCUCAACACUGGCGGACGACACAAUCGGCUACGCACCAGGGUGAGAUUGCCCCUGCAGGGUGACAGAGAACAGAGACGCGCGGUUGUGCAAUGUCUCACCAAUGCCGCUGAUCAGAAAUGCGGAGUAGAGUCACUGGUGGACGAAUUGUGCGCCAAACUGAGAGAUCUUGAAGGGGGCGGUGCUAAUGACGAUAAGGGUGAAUGCCAAAAACUUGAGGAUGACAAUAAGUCAAGUACCUUUGAGUCAUUAACCCCCCGUGACAGAGCGCUCAGGUACUACGCCGCUUUCCCAGCGCUGCAGCCUGCCACUCCGAAGAAAACAACCCACAAAAAGGACAAGAACUUGGGCAUCACCAACAACAAUAAUAAAAACCGAACCAUCUGUGUCAACGGAAACAAUAAUAAGAACAACAGCAAUAACAAUAAAAAUACUAGUGCUACUUCAAACAACAAAAGUCGGCAUAAAAAAAAUAAAAUGUCUGUACAGGCCAUAGAAUCUCGUCGGAGUAAUGAAAAAGAAUCUUUCGGCUUUGCAAAAUCAAUGGAACGUGAACGGGAAAAAGAACGUGAACUAGAGCUUGAUCAGCUUCGUCUGGCUCAGCUGCAAGCAAAGUUCGACGAGAGUUUAGAAGCCCUUUGGGAUAGUGGUCCAGGUAACUCUCAGGACAAGACAUCAAUCUGGGCGGCUCCAUCGUUGUCAAUACCAUCUGGUCCCUUAUGGCCAGUUGACACUGGUGAACUGCCCCUGAUUCUCCCAUUCAAUGAUUCGGCGUCAUCGGCUACAACACCUUAUCAAGAAUCCAUCAUCGAUGAUUCUCCCAUUAUUCCUUGGGACAUUCACUUCUCUGUCGGCAAGAGUACCAAUGAAAUUCCCAAGGAUGAGCAUGAUUACAAUUUAAGCUGGUCGGAUUAUGUCAAUGAUGGGCCCUGGUGCUGGAGUAUGAGCAAAGCUUUGGAUAUCAGUCGUAAAAAAGAUAAUUGUUACACUAUUCCAGCUUGCAAAACACCAACAGUAAUUGGCGACAAAUUAACAUCACACCCUGAGAUCAACAGCGUUCAGGACAUUGUUGUUGUUCUCGAUGAUGAUCUUGAUGGUGAUGGUGAUGCUGAAAAUGAAGAUGAAGAUGAUAAUGAUCAUGAUAAUGAUAAUGAUGGUGAAGGUGAUAACGAUGGUGAUGGCGAAUGCGAGGAUGAUGAUGAGGAUUUAUUAACAUCUGCACGUACACAUUUUUGUCCAAUCAAGGACGAUGGUAACUGGGCUGAUGGCACCACAUUUCCAGUUAAUAAUAAUUUUGAGAGAGUGGCUUAUCGACGAUCAGAGUCCGGGAACUUGCUGUAUCUACCUGGUGGUGAAAGCCCUUACAUGGAGUACAGAGAUGAUGUUAUAGUUCCGCAGACCUCUGGGUUGACUUUGAAGUUUCGUGUACGUCAGUGCGACAAGUCUAUUCAGACCGAUCCUGUCAGAUCACCAAUUAAGAGAAGAAUUUUGGCUGAGGAGGAUCAUUUUUAUUAUUCCUCAAUCGAAACUGACGAUCUUCUCAGUCGAGAGGCUGACAGAGUUGGCAAGGAUUCUUUCACACUGGGGCAUCUUGGGUGGGUGCAACCAAGCGUGUCAUUACUUAACGACCGAAAAAGAAGGCAUAGUAGCAGCUUUAAAUGUCGGCCACUGGCAGCCUUGCGACCGUUAACACUGUAAACUGGUUGCUAAAAGCUUCUCAAACAACUGAGGUCAUCGCCCUUUCGUUGAUUCAACGCAUCACCCAGCUGUUAUUGUUUCUUGUAAAACUAUUCAACUAUUUGAACUGAUAGAAACAUUUUUUUAAGGAAAAUCAAUAUAAAGUCAAAAGGAAACCAAACAAGGGGGUCCCCCUCGGCAUGUGGAAUUUGUUAUGCAUGAAUCCAAGGAGGUACAACUAGCCCCCUUGUUAUAAGUAAGAACCAAAUGAUAUGAGGAAAAAAAACGUCAAGGGAGAAACGAACAUAAACAUCUGCAGAUAAUCAUAAGAAAUCGUGUGAUUAACGAUGAUGGGAAAGAGAGUUCAUUUAGGGAACAUAGUUGAUAAAUCAUGAAUCCUGCGAAUAGGAAAACAAGAAAAUGAUAAUGAACCUCAUACUUUUCUCCAGUUGAGGCCAAAUGAAAAAAAAAAACGAGUGUUUGUUUUCAUUAUUCAUUUCGGUUAAGUUUUGUAAUUGGUUGCUGGUUUCCAUGUAUAUAUAAUUUUUUUGUCAAGUUGUUUUUUUUUUUUCGGGAGAAAAAAUACCGUUUGGAAAAAGUGGGAAAUCGAAAUUUUACUGAUUGCUGAAUUGCUUCCAUAGUUAUGACUUCAUUUUUUGUCCUGUUUUCAAUUUUUAUUUGACACUCCAUUAUUCAUGGAUGUAAAAUUAUUUGUGAAAUUUUCACGCGUUCUCCAUCUAUACGAAUAAAUCGAUAACCCCGAACUUCGUGAUGAUGAAGUAUAGUAGAUAAAAAUAGUGAAAAGUAAUACCGUAUAAUUGAUUUGAAGAAGCAAUAUAUUUUAAAAAAUAUAUAAGAAUUGAGGGAGAUAAGGAGAGAUAAAGGGUUGAAAGUAGAGGAAUAAAAAGAAUUAAGGGAAAGAGUUUUGGCGUAGUCGAUGAAGUUGACAUGGUGUUAAAUGAAAAUAUUAAACAACCCGAAGUGGUAUUGUAUUUUUUUGUUUUCCGUAAUCAUUAAUGACUUUGUCUUAAUCAUAUCUCCUAAUUAUAAUUUAACGCCUUAGAAAAUGCAAACUAAUAAAUACUUACCUUUUUCUUCCUCCUUAAAGACGAAAACGUCAAUUUAAAAUGGAAAACGAUAAAAAAAAAAAAAUUAACUAAUGAAAAAAAAAAAUGUAUCCCGAUUGAUCUCCACAGUUCCCUGAUUCCUUUCAAUUUACCUCCACCAAGAAGAAUCCCUCAGCAGAAGUAAAAAAAGAGAUAUAAAAAAAAUGAACAGGUACCAGAACGUACACAUGUAAAAGAAAUACCAAAAGGUAUUUGGUAAAAGAGAUUCUCGCUGCUGCAAAACAUACUGCACGAGCUUUAUGAGAAAAAAAUAGAAUUGAAAGGCGAGUUUAUCGAAGCCAAGAAAAUGAGAGAGCAAAGAGAAUGAGGAAAAAAAAGAAUGAAUAAAAAAACAAAAAUUGUUGAAUUGGAAAUACUUUCCACGGGAGGAGUGAAAAAAUAGCCCAACAAGUAGAUACACUUUGUGGUAAUACCCUUUUGUGAAAGUCAAGACUAACAUCGAGGCAUUUAAAGGUACCUAAUGCGAUUGCGAAAGGACAGGUUUAUAUGAAAUAACAGAAUUUCGAGAGAAAUUGUUUCAUGAGAAGAUGUUAAGAAGGAACUAUCAAGCAUGUAUGCAAGAAAAGAAGUGGUGAAAAAUAAAUGAAGGCAGUAAACACUGAA
This is a messenger RNA of Fopius arisanus, 4096 nucleotides long. RefSeq lists its product as uncharacterized. NCBI's taxonomy places the organism in Eukaryota, Metazoa, Arthropoda, Insecta, Hymenoptera, Braconidae. The transcript is spliced from 6 exons. The coding region runs from base 498 to 2387 and encodes 629 amino acids. The record is from RefSeq and is a predicted model, not a curated record.